This is a messenger RNA of Papaver somniferum (opium poppy), 1210 nucleotides long. Its product is annotated as E3 ubiquitin-protein ligase SINA-like 10. Gene Ontology annotation, molecular function: zinc ion binding. Bases 73 to 1026 code for a protein of 317 amino acids. The record is from RefSeq and is a predicted model, not a curated record. NCBI's taxonomy places the organism in Eukaryota, Viridiplantae, Streptophyta, Magnoliopsida, Ranunculales, Papaveraceae. The transcript has 2 exons.
GGAGGGAGAACCGGUUGGUAUGCAAAACUAAUAAAGGGGGAAAUUUUGUGACAGAAGAGUUUGGAUUGAUUGAUGAUGGCCAAAUUUUCGGUUGACAGAGAAGAAGAUGAAGAAGAAGAUAAAGGAGCAGGAACAAGCAGUUACAUUAGCAGCAGUGAAAGUCCAAAACAUAAGAAGCAGAAGGUGGUUCCAAAGAGAUCAAAUGAUGAAAAAAAUAAGGAUCAAGAAGAAGUGAUGGUAAAAUCAGAAAAGGAAGAAGGAAUCAAUAAUAGUAGUAGCAGCAGUAUCUCUGUCACCUUAAUUGAUCCAGAAGUACUUGAUUGUUCAAUUUGCAUGGAACCCUUGACUCCACCCAUUUUUCAGUGUGAGAAUGGACAUAUAGCAUGUGCACCAUGCUGCACUAAGCUUGGGAACAAAUGCCCUUCCUGCUCAUGGCCUAUUGGCUACAACCGUUGCAGGGCUAUUGAAAAGGUUAUUGAAUCUAUCAAAAUAGCAUGCAAAUAUUCACGCUAUGGUUGUAAAGAAACAUUUAGUUACAAACAGAAAAUUAGUCAUGAAGAAAAAUGUAUUUAUGAACCUUGCACAUGUCCUAUCACUGAUUGUACGUUCACUGGGUCAUCUGAACGAUUAUAUCUUCACUUCAGCAGCAAACACUGGGCCUCUGCUAGGCGUUUCCACUACGAUUCCCCUUUUGCAGUUUCAUUUGAUAAAGAUGAUCCGUUUAUUAUCUUCCAAGGGGAAGAAGAUGGACGUCUCUUUCUUCUGAACAACCGAUUUGAACGUAUUGGAAAUGCGGUGUCAAUGAGUUGUAUAGGGCCUAGUACUGUCAAGGGAGGGUUCUCAUACGAUCUUAUUUCAGAAUAUGGGCGGACCUCUCUUAGAUUUAAAGCUUUCACCAAUAGCUUCAAUGGGCUGACGGAACCUUCUACUUCUGUGGAGUUUCUUCUGGUUCCAUAUAGUUUUUAUCGUUGUUUUGGGCAACUCAAGUUGGAGGUUUGUAUUCGGAGUUGUAGAGAAUUCAGUUGAAUCAGUGCUUGGUCGUUGGUGAAAUUCCUGUUGUACAAUAUGUUUACGUUGGCUUGUUGUCCUUAACAUUCUGUAAAAUAUUGUACAUGAUAUGCCUACCAUCUCUGUAAUCUAUGUUGUAAACUUCCUGUGUGCAUUCGAACUAUUCGUAAAUGCUUAAACCCACUUUCCAUUGCACUUUGUA